AUGGAAGAUAAACAUUUUGGAUGGGAUGAAAUUUCUGAUGGAUUGAUUUUAUUAGGUGUACAGAAAACGGAAGAUGAACAAAUUAAAAGGCAUAAAGGACCGACAGAUCCCAUUCCAGAUUCAAAAGUGUACUGUCCACACGCAUAUUUAAUGUUAAAUUUUCAUGAAACUUUAAAUCAGCGUGAAAAGAUACGAUUCAGAAGACAUUACUUGCGCAAGAUAUCUCCGAAUGAACCAAAUGUUAUUAUUUUACAAGAUAUAAAAGAUCUUGUACUGUAUUUGUUAGCAACUCCUGUUAGUCCACAAUUUAUCGUUUUUUUUCAUCUACCAAUUGUGGAUCGAUUCUUAAGAGCCACAAUUAUUUAUUUUCAAUACUAUAUAAUAAUAUGGGAAGAAUUAAUGGAGGAACGUGCAGCUACUAUGAAGAAAGCACCAAAUCCUUUAGCCCAAGGCUAUAGAUCCAAAUACGCUGACGAUAUGCAAAACCUUCGUUGCGUAUUGGGCAGAGAAUACGCUGAUUUAAUAGUAGGUUGUCAAGACAGCAUGCAAUACCAUCAUAUGACUGGAGGCAAAAAAGGACUGGCAUCUUUAAUUCAAUCACAAGGAGAGAAGGAUUUAAGAAUGUUUGAAGUAUUAAUUGGCGUGACACAUCGUGUAGUUUGGAUAGCCUUACAACGUAAAUUCUUUACUUUAAUCGAAAUAGAGUUGCAUAGAUUAUUCAGAAGUGAAGCAUACAACAUAGCUAAAAGACGAACUUUUAGUCAACUUGUCUCAGAUAUGUUGGAAGAUGAUACAGCAGUAUUACAAGGGCCUAAAAUACAAGAAAAACGAAGAUUAUUAAGAAAUUCUCCUGUUAUAGCAGAAUUAAUAUACUCAACUUGCGAUUAUCGUCUUCUAUCUUUAGGUAUGGAAGAUAACACCAAUGGCGAACGAAUUAUUUAUCUACAAAAUGCUCUGUUAAUCGAGGAAGAUAAGUUACAUAAGUUGGGUAUCAAAAUAGGAAUUCUGGGCGAAAAUAGAGAUAAGUAUGAUUUGAUGUUGAUGCCACUGGAAGAGGAAAAACCCUCCGAUAUUCAAAUAUCUGACCGAGCCACAUAUGAAGCAAUGAAAAGUAUAAAGGAUGCAUCAGAUUUAAAUAAGGGAACAACGAUUAAGAAACUUCCAUUAUUUCAAACUGAAUUCCAUGUAACUAGUGAUUUUCCGAUUGAGGUAGGCAAUAUUUCACCAAGUGGCUAUGAAACUAAUUGUAAAGAAGCAAGAAAAAAAUGGUACAUGAGGGAAAUGAAACGUCAUUAUGUUAGAGACACAGACACAUAUUCCAUAAUGACAAAUUAA
This is a messenger RNA of Dufourea novaeangliae, 1335 nucleotides long. Its product is annotated as protein phosphatase 1 regulatory subunit 36-like. The record is from RefSeq and is a predicted model, not a curated record. Gene Ontology annotation, molecular function: phosphatase binding. The transcript is spliced from 6 exons. Bases 1 to 1335 code for a protein of 444 amino acids. Lineage: Eukaryota; Metazoa; Arthropoda; Insecta; Hymenoptera; Halictidae. Gene Ontology annotation, biological process: negative regulation of phosphatase activity.